AUGGCAGGUGCGGUGCUGGAACCGCUGGGCCAAGGACAGAUCUUUGCGGUCGGUGACGCAGCAUCUGUGGCGGAAAAUGUUGCUUCGCCCUUUGCCCUUGGUGUUACCAAGAAGGAGGCCGAGGUUGGGCAGCCUUUGCUGGCCUGCACUUCUCUUGGGCCCCAGGAUGGCAUGUUUUCCACGCAGAGCGAGCUGGUGGCUACUGGAGCACUAGCAGCCAUCCAAAAGCAGGUGAUCGAGGCGACAAAGAUGGGCGCCUUGCAGGGGGAUCCUCUGAGCUCCUUGCUGUGGCUGCCCGUGCACUAG
Molecule: messenger RNA, 306 nt
Organism: Symbiodinium natans
Lineage: Eukaryota; Dinophyceae; Suessiales; Symbiodiniaceae
Source: the annotation of a GenBank genome assembly